GCGACGAAUAGCUAUGCUCUUAGCCUCUUCUUCUUUAGCACGUUGGUGGUCGUUUAAAAAAAUCCCCGGGAGACCAAAGUAACAAACAAACAAGAACAAAAGUUGCCCAAUCGAUUUUCCUCUCGACCGUCGAUGAAUGGUCGAAGGAAAAAGGCAAAAGAUUCUUUCUUUAUUUCUUCCUUCAUCUUGAAUCUCUGUUGACUUCCUGGGUUCUCAUAGUCUUCACCCAAUUCCUCUGUAAAAACAUUCAACCAUGGCUCCCGCCGCCGCUGUCGCCGCCGGCGGGCCGUCGAAAUCUCGGUUGCUCGUGGCGGACUUCGCGAUGUCGUUCAUGUGGGUGUGCUCGAGCCCGUUGCUGAAGAUGUUCGUGUUCGAUGUUUUGGGGAUGCGUUCCCACGACCCGGUGUCCGAAAUCGUGAAGUGCGCAUGCUCGAUUACCAACAUGUUCUUCUUCGCCUUGUUGGGCCAAGUCAGCAGAGGCGGGACUUACAAUCCUCUCAACGUCUUGUCCGACGCUGUUUCUGGGGAUUUCCUCCGGUUUCUCUUCGUUUUUGGCGCUCGAAUCCCUGCCCAGGUGUUUGGAUCCAUCUCUGGGGUUAGGUUCAUGAUCAAGACCUUUCCUGAGAUAGGACUUGGCCCGCGCUUGCAAGUGGACAUCCACCAUGGUGCUCUCACGGAAGGACUAUUGACAUUUUCCAUAGUAACCAUCUCUCUCGUGCUAUCGAGAAAGAUUUCGGGUAGUUUCUUCAUGAAGACUUGGAUCUCAAGUGUCAUGAAAGUCACCCUUCAUAUACUCGGCUCUGACCUCACUGGCGGCUGUAUGAACCCUGCCUCGGUGAUGGGAUGGGCUUAUGCCAGGGGGAUUCACCUCUCGAAGGAGCAUUUGUAUGUCUACUGGCUCGCCCCGGUCAAGGCAACUCUGCUAGCUGGGUGGAUAUUCAAAAUGGUGACCGCUGCGCCUUCGAAGGGAGCUACUACUGCAGAGAAAGAGAAGUUGAACAAGUAAGAAUGAAAGGGCAUUGUGUUCCAGUGAUCUUAACUUCCUGGUUCAGUUUCCUCUCUUGGAUGGUCUGAUUCAAGGCUUCCUCUUGUAGAAGUGAAAACAUCGAGGGAAGCAGUAAAGACUAAUAGGGGUGUUGAUUUAGAGGGAUCUUUGCUGCAAAUCUGUACAUUGUUGUUUUUGUUGCUGCAAAUCUGUACAUUGUUGUUGUUGUUGCAACCUGUUCAACACUAGCAAGUUUCUGGUUGCCAUUUCGGCUAUUUCCAUGGAUACUUGAAAUCCAAAUCAUUUCUUGUCUACUAGAAUCCAAGUCCUGAAAUUAAUACUUGAAAUCAAUGGACAUGAUAUGUUGAAUGAUAGGUCAAUCAUGGGCGACAUCUAAGGAAGUUGACAAAUACUAAUUGCAAACAAGAAAUGAACCAAAAAGUGUAGUAUGAGUAGGGCAUCUGGCUUGCAGAAGAAGGUGAAGUCUGAAGAAUGAAUCAUUGAGUGAACU
Messenger RNA from Linum trigynum, 1496 nucleotides. NCBI's taxonomy places the organism in Eukaryota, Viridiplantae, Streptophyta, Magnoliopsida, Malpighiales, Linaceae. The record is from the annotation of a GenBank genome assembly.